AUGCCAGGUGGAGAGCGCUUGGCCAAACCAGAGAGAGGGAAGAUGAGAGUCCACAAGAUCUCCAACGUCAACAAAGCUCUCCACUAUAUCACCAGUAAAGGAGUCAAACUGGUGUCCAUCGGAGCUGAGGAGAUCGUCGACGGCAACGCUAAAAUGACCCUGGGAAUGAUCUGGACCAUAAUCCUUCGCUUCGCCAUCCAGGACAUCUCUGUGGAAGAAACAUCAGCUAAAGAGGGUCUUCUUCUGUGGUGCCAGAGGAAGACUGCUCCUUACAAGAACGUCAACAUCCAGAACUUUCACAUUAGCUGGAAAGAUGGGUUGGGAUUCUGUGCUCUCAUUCACAGACACCGUCCAGAGCUCAUUGACUAUGGCAAGCUACGCAAGGAUGACCCCAUGACAAACCUGAACACAGCCUUUGACGUGGCAGAGAAGUACCUGGACAUUCCCAAGAUGUUGGACGCUGAGGACAUCGUGGGCACGGCCCGCCCGGAUGAGAAGGCCAUCAUGACCUACGUAUCUAGCUUCUACCACGCCUUCUCUGGUGCUCAAAAGGCGGAGACAGCGGCCAAUAGGAUCUGUAAGGUGUUGGCUGUCAACCAGGAGAAUGAGCAGCUGAUGGAGGACUACGAGAAGCUGGCUAGUGAUCUCUUGGAGUGGAUCCGUCGCACCAUCCCCUGGCUGGAGAACCGUGCUCCAGAGAACACCAUGCAGGCCAUGCAGCAGAAGCUGGAGGACUUCAGGGACUAUCGCCGCCAACACAAACCCCCCAAGGUCCAGGAGAAGUGCCAGCUAGAGAUCAACUUCAACACCCUGCAGACCAAGCUGAGGCUCAGCAACAGGCCUGCCUUCAUGCCCUCCGAGGGGAAGAUGGUGUCGGACGUCUCUAACGCGUGGGGCGGCCUGGAGGGGGCUGAGAAGGGUUAUGAGGAGUGGCUCCUUAACGAGAUACGUCGUCUGGAGAGACUCGACCACCUGGCUGAGAAGUUUCGUCAGAAAGCAGCCAUCCACGAAGCCUGGACUGAAGGUAAGGAGGAGAUGCUGCAGGCGCGGGACUUUGAGACGGCCUCUCUGUCUGAGAUCAAGGCUCUGCUGAAGAAACAUGAGGCCUUCGAGAGCGACCUGGCCGCGCACCAGGACCGCGUAGAGCAGAUAGCUGCCAUCGCUCAGGAGUUAAAUGAGCUGGACUACUAUGACUCCCCCAGCGUGAACGCUCGCUGCCAGAACAUUUGUGACCAAUGGGACGCCCUCGGAGCCCUGACCCAGAAACGCAGCGAAGCUCUGCAGAGAACUGAGAAGCUUCUGGAGACAAUAGACCAGUUAUAUCUGGAGUUUGCCAAACGAGCUGCUCCGUUCAACAACUGGAUGGAGGGCGCCAUGGAGGAUCUGCAAGACACCUUCAUCGUCCACACUAUAGAGGAGAUACAGAGCCUCAGUACAGCCCAUGAGCAGUUUAAAGCCACUCUCCCUGAUGCGGAUAAGGAACGCGGUGCCAUCCUGGGCAUCCACAAUGAGAUCGCCAAGAUAGUGGCCACCUAUCAUGUGAACAUGGCUGGCAGCAACCCUUACACCAACAUCAACCCUCAGGAGGUCAACGCCAAAUGGGACAAGGUGAGACAGCUGGUACCCCAGAGGGACCAGGCUCUGAUCGAAGAGCACGCCCGGCAGCAGAACAGCGAGCGUCUCCGCAGGCAGUUCGCCAACCAAGCCAACGUCAUCGGGCCCUGGAUCCAGACCAAGAUGGCGGAGAUUGGUCGUAUCUCCAUCGAGAUGCACGGAACCCUGGAGGAUCAGCUGACCCACCUCCGCCAAUACGAGAAGAACAUUGUCAACUACAAGCCAAAGAUCGACCAAUUGGAGGGAGACCACCAGCUGAUUCAGGAAGCUCUCAUCUUCGACAACAAGCACACCAACUACACCAUGGAGCAUAUCCGUGUGGGCUGGGAGCAGCUCCUGACCACCAUCGCCAGAACCAUCAACGAGAUCGAAAACCAGAUUCUGACGAGGGAUGCCAAGGGCAUCAGCCAGGACCAGAUGAACGAGUUCAGAGCCUCCUUCAACCACUUCGACAGGGACCACUCGGGCACUCUUGGGGCUGAGGAGUUCAAGGCCUGCCUGAUCAGUCUGGGCUUCGAUAUCGCCAACGAUGCACAGGGUGAAGCGGAGUUCUCUCGCAUCAUGAGCAUCGUGGAUCCCAACCGGGUGGGUGUGGUCACGUUCCAGGCCUUUAUUGAUUUCAUGUCCCGAGAGACGGCCGACACAGACACCGCUGACCAGGUCAUGGCCUCCUUCAAGGUCCUGGCUGGGGACAAGAACUUCAUCAUGGCUGACGAGCUUCGUCGUGAGUUGCCUCCUGAUCAGGCAGAGUACUGCAUCGCCCGCAUGGCGCCCUACUCCGGCACCGACGCCGUCCCCGGCGCCCUGGACUACAUGUCCUUCUCCACCGCACUCUACGGAGAGAGUGACCUCUGAGUGACCUUUGGAUGACCUUUGGCCCCUGACCUGGGAGGUUAUGCCCUAUGAGGUCACUCACCAGUGUACCUGCUCUCACCACCGCCCGCAAGACCCUCCUACUGCCCUCCCAGUGAGCACAAGAAGUUGACAAUACUUCCUUUUGGUUGAAAAGGCGUCAAAAAUACAUAUUUCUGGUUGAAAAUAUGACAAUUUUGGUAAAAAUAUGUAAAUAAAUAUGUAUUUUUGGUUGAAAAGAAAUCAACAUCUUGUUCUCACUGGGCCAUCACCACAGCCUUGCUCUAGUCCCAGAUCUGUUGGUGAUAUCUUACCAUCUCCUUGUCACUCAUCGUUGUCACGCCAGUUUGCCAAAACAUCACAAGACAGAUCUGGCAUCCGGCUAGCUCUGCUCUACAAUGUUCAGAACAGACAGAUAUGGCAUCAGGCUAACUCUGCUCUACAAUGUUCAGAACAGACAAAUAUGGCAUCAGGCUAACUCUGCUCUACAACACUCAAAACAGAACAGACAGAUAUGGUAUCAGGCUAACUCUGCUCUACAGCGCUCAAAACAGAACAGACAAAUAUGGCAUCAGGCUAGCCCUGCUCUACAACACUCAAAACAGCACAGACAAAUCUGGCAUCAGGCUAGCCCUGCUCUACAACACUCAAAACAGCACAGACAAAUCUGGCAUCAGGCUAGCCCUGCUCUACAACACUCAAAACAGAACAGACAAAUAUGGCAUCAGGCUAACUCUGCUCUACAGCGCUCAAAACCGAACAGACAGAUCUGGCAUCAGGCUAACUCUGCUCUACAACACUCAAAACCAAACAGACAGAUCUGGCAUCAGGCUAACUCUGCUCUACAGCGCUCAAAACAGAACAGACAGAUAUGGCAUCAGGCUAACUCUGCUCUACAAUGUUCAGAACAGACAGAUCUGGCAUCAGGCUAACUCUGCUCUACAAUGUUCAGAACAGACAGAUCUGGCAGCAGGCUAACUCUGCUCUACAGCGCUCAAAACAGAACAGACAGAUAUGGCAUCAGGCUAACUCUGCUCUACAACACUCAAAACAGAACAGACAAAUAUGGCAUCAGGCUAACUCUGCUCUACAGCGCUCAAAACAGAACAGACAGAUAUGGCAUCAGGCUAACUCUGCUCUACAACACUCAAAACAGAACAGACAGAUAUGGCAUCAGGCUAACUCUGCUCUACAGCGCUCAAAACAGAACAGACAGAUAUGGCAUCAGGCUAACUCUGCUCUACAACACUCAAAACAGAACAGACAGAUAUGGCAUCAGGCUAACUCUGCUCUACAACAAUCAAAACAGAACAGACAGAUAUGGCAUCAGGCUAACUCUGCUCUACAAUGUUCAGAACAGACAGAUAUGGCAUCAGGCUAACUCUGCUCUACAAUGUUCAGAACAGACAGAUAUGGCAUCAGGCUAACUCUGCUCUACAAUGUUCAGAAUAGACAGAUAUGGCAUCAGGCUAACUCUGCUCUACAGCGCUCAAAACAGAACAGACAGAUAUGGCAUCAGGCUAACUCUGCUCUACAAUGUUCAGAACAGACAGAUCUGGCAUCAGGCUAACUCUGCUCUACAACACUCAAAACAUGUUUCUCUGUUGCUGGCCUUAUAUUAUAUGCCAUAGUCAUCCUGUCUGCCAAUUCCUCCUAUUUCACCCCUUCCACCUCCAUCGCCCCUACCUCCCUACUAUAAUGUAGGGUGAAUUUGCCCCUAGACGCUGAUCUUGGGUCAGUUUAGCAUUUCCCCCACUAAUGGUUAAGGUCAGGACUGUGAGAGGGGACGCUGAUUCUAGAUGAUGUACCUAGGGAAAAGUUCCCCCCGGAGAAAGCCCCUCCCCUUCCUUCCCCACUCCCUCACACUCUGCCUCAGUUGUACCUGCUUCCUGUGCAGCAAUGCAGCACAUCUCUCCAGGUUUAUAAAGAGGAGGAGAAAUGUCUUUUUUUUCCCUUGUUAUUGUUUUUCUUCAGAAAAUGAAUAAAGUUAAUGAAUAAAGUUAACAUAUUUUAUUAUACAGAACAAAAAAGGUAUUUUUUCUUCACCUGAUUAAAAAAAAUAUAUAAUAAUAAUAAAGAAAAAUGGCUAUAAUUGA
Molecule: messenger RNA, 4562 nt
Organism: Salvelinus namaycush (lake trout)
Lineage: Eukaryota; Metazoa; Chordata; Actinopteri; Salmoniformes; Salmonidae
Gene: actn1
Product: actinin, alpha 1
Exons: 21
Coding region: 1-2469 (822 amino acids)
Biological process (GO): actin cytoskeleton organization; muscle cell development
Cellular component (GO): Z disc; stress fiber; cell junction
Molecular function (GO): calcium ion binding; actin filament binding
Source: RefSeq, a predicted model, not a curated record